Molecule: messenger RNA, 9699 nt
Organism: Schistocerca gregaria
Lineage: Eukaryota; Metazoa; Arthropoda; Insecta; Orthoptera; Acrididae
Product: G surface protein, allelic form 156-like
Exons: 6
Coding region: 1-9699 (3232 amino acids)
Source: RefSeq, a predicted model, not a curated record
AUGUCACCAGUGGACACACGUGUGGCCACUUCCACCAGCGUCUUCUGGGGCAAGGAAAUCCGUCUGCGGUGCGACCUUGAGAAAGCGUCUGUCCUUCCACAGUCGGGUUUGGAAGAGACGUGCAGACACCGCGACGAGUGUGGCACGCUGGAGCACAGACACGGGCGCCAGGCGGGCCCGCAGGCCUGGCUGCUGUACGGCACCUGUGCCGUGGCGAGGGUGGCGAGCAGCAGCCGCGGCCUCUAUGACGUCACCGCACUGCGGCGCUGGCGGCCUCGUGACGUCACGCGGGUAACGAUUGGACACGGGGUGACGUCACUGCUGCGCCAGCCAGCCGGGCCCGCAGCGGCGGCGCCGUCCGUGUCUGGGGCAGCCGGGGGGCAGGGGGGCAGGGGGGCGGGGGGGCAGGGGGGCGCUUCUGCCCUCCCCAAGCCCCGCACCGCCCACCUGCCGACCUCAGGGGCCACCUUGAAGGGCGCGCUGUCCAGUUUGAAUCUCAGUGCAGCGGCACUGUCCAUGUACCUGUCACUCGGAGAGAGGCUUGCCGGGGACGCGGCCUGCUGCAAGCAGCAGUCUGGAGAGAGGCUUGCCGGGGACGCGGCCUGCUGCACGCAGCAGUCUGGAGAGAGGCUUGCCGGGGACGCGGCCUGCUGCACGCAGCAGUCUGGAGAGAGGCUUGCCGGGGACGCGGCCUGCUGCACGCAGCAGUCUGGAGAGAGGCUUGCCGGGGACGCGGCCUGCUGCACGCAGCAGUCUGGAGAGAGGCUUGCCGGGGAGGCGGCCUGCUGCACGCAGCAGUCUGGAGAGAGGCUUGCCGGGGACGCGGCCUGCUGCACGCAGCAGUCUGGAGAGAGGCUUGCCGGGGACGCGGCCUGCUGCACGCAGCAGUCUGGAGAGAGGCUUGCCGGGGACGCGGCCUGCUGCUUGCAGCAGUCUGGAGAGCGGCUUGCCGGGGACGCGGCCUGCUGCACGCAGCAGUCUGGAGAGAAGCUUGCCGGGCAGGCGGCCUGCUGCACGCAGCAGUCUGGAGAGAGGCUUGCCGGGGACGCGGCCUGCUGCACGCAGCAGUCUGGAGAGAAGCUUGCCGGGCAGGCGGCCUGCUGCACGCAGCAGUCUGGAGAGAGGCUUGCCGGGGACGCGGCCUGCUGCACGCAGCAGUCUGGAGAGAGGCUUGCCGGAGACGUGGCCUGCUGCACGCAGCAGUCUGGAGAGAAGCUUGCCGGGCAGGUGGCCUGCUGCACGCAGCAGUCUGGAGAGAGGCUUGCCGGGGACGUGGCCUGCUGCACGCAGCAGUCUGGAGAGAGGCUUGCCGGGGACGCGGCCUGCUGCACGCAGCAGUCUGGAGAGAGGCUUGCCGGAGACGCGGCCUGCUGCACGCAGCAGUCUGGAGAGAGCCUUGCCGGGGACGCGGCCUGCUGCACGCAGCAGUCUGGAGAGAGGCUUGCCGGGGAUGCGGCCUGCUGCACGCAGCAGUUUGGAGAGAGGCUUGCCGGGGACGCGGCCUACUGCACGCAGCAGUCUGGAGAGAGGCUUGCCGGGGAUGCGGCCUGCUGCACGCAGCAGUCUGGAGAGAGGCUUGCCGGGGACGCGGCCUGCUGCACGCAGCAGUCUGGAGAGAGGCUUGCCGGGGAUGCGGCCUGCUGCACGCAGCAGUCUGGAGAGAGGAUUGCCGGGGACGCGGCCUGCUGCAUGCAGCAGUCUGGAGAGAGGCUUGCCGGGGACACGGCCUGCUGCUCGCAGCAGUCUGGAGAGAGGCUUGCCGGGGAGGUGGCCUGCUGCUCGCAGCAGUCUGGAGAGAGGCUUGCUGGGGAGGCGGCCUGCUGCACGCAGCAGUCUGGAGAGAAGCUUGCCGGGCAGGCGGCCUGCUGCACGCAGCAGUCUGGAGAGAGGCUUGCCGGGGAUGCGGCCUGCUGCACGCAGCAGUCUGGAGAGAGGCUUGCCGGAGACGCGGCCUGCUGCACGCAGCAGGCUGGAGAGAGACUUGCCGGGGACGCGGCCUGCUGCACGCAGCAGUCUGGAGAGAGGCUUGCCGGGGAUGCGGCCUGCUGCACGCAGCAGUCUGGAGAGAUGCUUGCCAGGGAUUCGGCCUGCUGCUCGCAGCAGUCUGGAGAGAGGCUUGCCAGGGAGGCGGCCUGCUGCACACAGCAGUCUGGAGACAGGCUUGCCGGGGACGUGGCCUGCUGCUCGCAGCAGUCUGGAGAGAGGCUUGCCGGGGAGGCGGCCUGCUGCACGCAGCAGUCUGGAGAGAGGCUUGCCGGGGAGGCGGCCUGCUGCACGCAGCAGUCUGCAGAGAAGCUUGCCGGGGACACGGCCUGCUGCACGCAGCAGUCUGGAGAGAGGCUUGCUGGGGACGCGGCCUGGUGCACGCAGCAGUCUGGAGAGAUGCUUGCCGGGGAUGCGGCCUGCUGCUUGCAGCAGUCUGGAGAGAGGCUUGCCGGGGACGCGGCCUGCUGCAUGCAGCAGUCUGGAGAGAGGCUUGCUGGGGACGCGGCCUGGUGCACGCUGCAGUCUGGAGAGAGGCUUGCCAGGGAGGCGGCCUGCUGCUCACAGCAGUCUGGAGAGAGGCUUGCCGGGGAGGCGGCCUGCUGCACGCAGCAGUCUGGAGAGAGGCUUGCCUGGGACGCCGCCUGCUGCUCGCAGCAGUCUGGAGAGAGGCUUGCCGGGGAGGCGGCCUGCUGCACGCAGCAGUCUGGAGAGAGGCUUACCGGGGACACGGCCUGCUGCACGCAGCAGUCUGGAGAGAGGCUUGCCGGGGACGCGGCCUGCUGCACGCAGCAGUCUGGAGAGAGGCUUGCCGGGGAUGCGGCCUGCUGCUCGCAGCAGUCUGGAGAGAGGCUUGCCGGGGAGGCGGCCUGCUGCACGCAGCAGUCUGGAGAGAGGCUUGCUGGGGACACGGCCUGCUGCACGCAGCAGUCUGGAGAGAGGCUUGCUGGGGACGCGGCCUGGUGCACGCAGCAGUCUGGAGAGAUGCUUGCCGAGGAUGCGGCCUGCUGCUUGCAGCAGUCUGGAGAGAGGCUUGCCGGGGACGCGGCCUGCUGCACGCAGCAGUCUGGAGAGAUGCUUGCCAGGGAUGCGGCCUGCUGCUCGCAGCAGUCUGGAGAGAGGCUUGCCGGGGACGCGGCCUGCUGCACGCAGCAGUCUGGAGAGAGACUUGCCGGGGACGCAGCCUGCUGCACGCAGCAGACUGGAGAGAGGCUUGCUGGGGAUGCGGCCUGCUGCUCGCAGCAGUCUGGAGAGAGGCUUGCUGGCGACACGGCCUGCUGCACGCAGCAGUCUGGAGAGAGGCUUGCUGGGGACGCGGCCUGGUGCACGCAGCAGUCUGGAGAGAGGCUUGCAAGGGAGGCGGCCUGCUGCUCACAGCAGUCUGGAGAGAGGCUUGCCGGGGACGCGGCCUGCUGCACGCAGCAGUCUGGAGAGAGGCUUGCCGGGGACACGGCCUGCUGCACGCAGCAGUCUGGAGAGAGGCUUGCUGGGUACGCGGCCUGGUGCACGCAGCAGUCUGGAGAGAUGCUUGCCGGGGAUGCGGCCUGCUGCUUGCAGCAGUCUGGAGAGGGGCUUGCCGGGGACGCGGCCUGGUGCACGCAGCAGUCUGGAGAGAUGCUUGCCAGGGAUGCGGCCUGCUGCUUGCAGCAGUCUGGAGAGAGGCUUGCCGGGGACGCGGCCUGCUGCACGCAGCAGUCUGGAGAGAGACUUGCCGGGGACGCAGCCUGCUGCACGCAGCAGACUGGAGAGAGGCUUGCUGGGGACGCGGCCUGCUGCUCGCAGCAGUCUGGAGAGAGGCUUGCCAGGGACACGGCCUGCUGCACGCAGCAGUCUGGAGAGAGGCUUGCUGGGGACGCGGCCUGGUGCACGCAGCAGUCUGGAGAGAGGCUUGCAAGGGAGGCGGCCUGCUGCUCACAGCAGUCUGGAGAGAGGCUUGCCGGGGACGCGGCCUGCUGCACGCAGCAGUCUGGAGAGAGGCUUACCGGGGACGCGGCCUGCUGCUCGCAGCAGUCUGGAGAGAGGCUUGCCAGGGAGGCGGCCUGCUGCACGCAGCAGUCUGGAGAGAGGCUUGCCGGAGAGGCGGCCUGCUGCACGCAGCAGUCUGGAGAGAGGCUUGCCGGGGAGGCGGCCUGCUGCACGCAGCAGUCUGGAGAGAGGCUUGCUGGGGAGGCGGCCUGCUGCACGCAGCAGUCUGGAGAGAGGCUUGCCGGGGAGGCGGCCUGCUGCACGCAGCAGUCUGGAGAGAGGCUUGCCGGGGAGGCGGCCUGCUGCACGCAGCAGUCUGGAGAGAGGCUUGCUGGGGAGGCGGCCUGCUGCACGCAGCAGUCUGGAGAGAGGCUUGCCGGGGAGGCGGCCUGCUGCACGCAGCAGUCUUUAGAGAGGCUUGCCGGGGACGCGGCCUGCUGCACGCAGCAGUCUGGAGAGAGGCUUGCCGGAGACGUGGCCUGCUGCACGCAGCAGUCUGGAGAGAAGCUUGCCGGGCAGGCGGCCUGCUGCACGCAGCAGUCUGGAGAGAGGCUUGCCGGGGACGUGGCCUGCUGCACGCAGCAGUCUGGAGAGAGGCUUGCCGGGGACGCGGCCUGCUGCACGCAGCAGUCUGGAGAGAGGCUUGCCGGAGACGCGGCCUGCUGCACGCAGCAGUCUGGAGAGAGGCUUGCCGGGGAUGCGGCCUGCUGCACGCAGCAGUCUGGAGAGAGGAUUGCCGGGGACACGGCCUGCUGCACGCAGCAGUCUGGAGAGAGGCUUGCCGGGGACACGGCCUGCUGCUCGCAGCAGUCUGGAGAGAGGCUUGCCGGGGAGGUGGCCUGCUGCUCGCAGCAGUCUGGAGAGAGGCUUGCCAGGGAGGCGGCCUGCUGCACGCAGCAGUCUGGAGACAGGCUUGCCGGGGACGUGGCCUGCUGCUCGCUGCAGUCUGGAGAGAGGCUUGCCGGGGAGGCGGCCUGCUGCACGCAGCAGUCUGGAGAGAGGCUUGCCGGGGAGGCGGCCUGCUGCACGCAGCAGUCUGCAGAGAAGCUUGCCGGGGACACGGCCUGCUGCACGCAGCAGUCUGGAGAGAGGCUUGCUGGGGACGCGGCCUGGUGCACGCAGCAGUCUGGAGAGAUGCUUGCCAGGGAUGCGGCCUGCUGCUUGCAGCAGUCUGGAGAGAGGCUUGCCGGGGACGCGUCUGGAGAGAGGCUUGCCAGGGAGGCGGCCUGCUGCUCACAGCAGUCUGGAGAGAGGCUUGCCGGGGAGGCGGCCUGCUGCACGCAGCAGUCUGGAGAGAGGCUUGCCUGGGACGCCGCCUGCUGCUCGCAGCAGUCUGGAGAGAGGCUUGCCGGGGAGGCGGCCUGCUGCACGCAGCAGUCUGGAGAGAGGCUUACCGGGGACACGGCCUGCUGCACGCAGCAGUCUGGAGAGAGGCUUGCCGGGGACGCGGCCUGCUGCACGCAGCAGUCUGGAGAGAGGCUUGCCGGGGAUGCGGCCUGCUGCUCGCAGCAGUCUGGAGAGAGGCUUGCCGGGGAGGCGGCCUGCUGCACGCAGCAGUCUGGAGAGAGGCUUGCCGGGAACACGGCCUGCUGCACGCAGCAGUCUGGAGAGAGGCUUGCUGGGGACGCGGCCUGGUGCACGCAGCAGUCUGGAGAGAUGCUUGCCGGGGAUGCGGCCUGCUGCUCGCAGCAGUCUGGAGAGAGGCUUGCCAGGGACACGGCCUGCUGCACGCAGCAGUCUGGAGAGAGGCUUGCCGGGGACGCGGCCUGCUGCACGCAGCAGUCUGGAGAGAGGCUUACCGGGGACGCGGCCUGCUGCUCGCAGCAGUCUGGAGAGAGGCUUGCCAGGGAGGCGGCCUGCUGCACGCAGCAGUCUGGAGAGAGGCUUGCCGGGGAGGCGGCAUGCUGCACGCAGCAGUCUGGAGAGAGGCUUGCUGGGGAGGCGGCCUGCUGCACGCAGCAGUCUGGAGAGAGGCUUGCCGGGGAGGCGGCCUGCUGCACGCAGCAGUCUGGAGAGAGGCUUGCCGGGGAGGCGGCCUGCUGCACGCAGCAGUCUGGAGAGAGGCUUGCUGGGGAGGCGGCCUGCUGCACGCAGCAGUCUGGAGAGAGGCUUGCCGGGGAGGCGGCCUGCUGCACGCAGCAGUCUGGAGAGAGGCUUGCCGGGGAGGCGGCCUGCUGCACGCAGCAGUCUUUAGAGAAGCUUGCCGGGGACGCGGCCUGCUGCACGCAGCAGUCUGGAGAGAGGCUUGCCGGAGACGUGGCCUGCUGCACGCAGCAGUCUGGAGAGAAGCUUGCCGGGCAGGCGGCCUGCUGCACGCAGCAGUCUGGAGAGAGGCUUGCCGGGGACGUGGCCUGCUGCACGCAGCAGUCUGGAGAGAGGCUUGCCGGGGACGCGGCCUGCUGCACGCAGCAGUCUGGAGAGAGGCUUGCCGGAGACGCGGCCUGCUGCACGCAGCAGUCUGGAGAGAGACUUGCCGGGGACGCGGCCUGCUGCACGCAGCAGUCUGGAGAGAGGCUUGCCGGGGAUGCGGCCUGCUGCACGCAGCAGUUUGGAGAGAGGCUUGCCGGGGACGCGGCCUGCUGCACGCAGCAGUCUGGAGAGAGGCUUGCCGGGGAUGCGGCCUGCUGCACGCAGCAGUCUGCAGAGAGGCUUGCCGGGGACGCGGCCUGCUGCACGCAGCAGUCUGGAGAGAGGCUUGCCGGGGAUGCGGCCUGCUGCACGCAGCAGUCUGGAGAGAGGAUGGCCGGGGACGCGGCCUGCUGCACGCAGCAGUCUGGAGAGAGGCUUGCCGGGGACACGGCCUGCUGCUCGCAGCAGUCUGGAGAGAGGCUUGCCGGGGAGGUGGCCUGCUGCUCGCAGCAGUCUGGAGAGAGGCUUGCUGGGGAGGCGGCCUGCUGCACGAAGCAGUCUGGAGAGAAGCUUGCCGGGCAGGCGGCCUGCUGCACGCAGCAGUCUGGAGAGAGGCUUGCCGGGGAUGCGGCCUGCUGCACGCAGCAGUCUGGAGAGAGGCUUGCCGGAGACGCGGCCUGCUGCACGCAGCAGUCUGGAGAGAGACUUGCCGGGGACGAGGCCUGCUGCACGCAGCAGUCUGGAGAGAGGCUUGCCGGGGAUGCGGCCUGCUGCUCGCAGCAGUCUGGAGAGAGGCUUGCUGGGGAGGCGGCCUGCUGCACGCAGCAGUCUGGAGAGAGGCUUGCCGGGGACGUGGCCUGCUGCACGCAGCAGUCUGGAGAGAUGCUUGCCAGGGAUGCGGCCUGCUGCUCGCAGCAGUCUGGAGAGAGGCUUGCCAGGGAGGCGGCCUGCUGCACGCAGCAGUCUGGAGACAGGCUUGCCGGGGACGUGGCCUGCUGCUCGCAGCAGUCUGGAGAGAGACUUGCCGGGGACACGGCCUGCUGCACGCAGCAGUCUGGAGAGAGGCUUGCUGGGGGCGCGGCCUGGUGCACGCAGCAGUCUGGAGAGAUGCUUGCCGGGGAUGCGGCCUGCUGCUUGCAGCAGUCUGGAGAGAGGCUUGCCGGGGACGUGGCCUGCUGCAUGCAGCAGUCUGGAGAGAGGCUUGCUGGGGAGGCGGCCUGCUGCACGCAGCAGUCUGGAGAGAGGCUUACCGGGGACACGGCCUGCUGCACGCAGCAGUCUGGAGAGAGGCUUGCCGGGGACGCGGCCUGCUGCACGCAGCAGUCUGGAGAGAGGCUUGCCGGGGAUGCGGCCUGCUGCUCGCAGCAGUCUGGAGAGAGGCUUGCCGGGGAGGUGGCCUGCUGCACGCAGCAGUCUGGAGAGAGGCUUGCCGGGGACACGGCCUGCUGCACGCAGCAGUCUGGAGAGAGGCUUGCUGGGGACGCGGCCUGGUGCACGCAGCAGUCUGGAGAGAUGCUUGCCGAGGAUGCGGCCUGCUGCUUGCAGCAGUCUGGAGAGAGGCUUGCCGGGGACGCGGCCUGCUGCACGCAGCAGUCUGGAGAGAUGCUUGCCAGGGAUGCGGCCUGCUGCUCGCAGCAGUCUGGAGAGAGGCUUGCCGGGGACGCGGCCUGCUGCACGCAGCAGUCUGGAGAGAGACUUGCCGGGGACGCAGCCUGCUGCACGCAUCAGACUGGAGAGAGGCUUGCUGGGGAUGCGGCCUGCUGCUCGCAGCAGUCUGGAGAGAGGCUUGCCGGGGACACGGCCUGCUGCACGCAGCAGUCUGGAGAGAGGCUUGCUGGGGACGCGGCCUGCUGCACGCAGCAGUAUGGAGAGAGGCUUGCAAGGGAGGCGGCCUGCUGCUCACAGCAGUCUGGAGAGAGGCUUGCCGGGGACGCGGCCUGCUGCACGCAGCAGUCUGGAGAGAGGCUUGCCGGGGACACGGCCUGCUGCACGCAGCAGUCUGGAGAGAGGCUUGCUGGGGACGCGGCCUGGUGCACGCAGCAGUCUGGAGAGAUGCUUGCCGGGGAUGCGGCCUGCUGCUUGCAGCAGUCUGGAGAGGGGCUUGCCGGGGACGCGGCCUGCUGCACGCAGCAGUCUGGAGAGAUGCUUGCCAGGGAUGCGGCCUGCUGCUCGCAGCAGUCUGGAGAGAGGCUUGCCGGGGACGCGGCCUGCUGCACGCAGCAGUCUGGAGAGAGACUUGCCGGGGACGCAGCCUGCUGCACGCAGCAGACUGGAGAGAGGCUUGCUGGGGACGCGGCCUGCUGCUCGCAGCAGUCUGGAGAGAGGCUUGCCAGGUACACAGCCUGCUGCACGCAGCAGUCUGGAGAGAGGCUUGCUGGGGACGCGGCCUGGUGCACGCAGCAGUCUGGAGAGAGGCUUGCAAGGGAGGCGGCCUGCUGCUCACAGCAGUCUGGAGAGAGGCUUGCCGGGGACGCGGCCUGCUGCACGCAGCAGUCUGGAGAGAGGCUUACCGGGGACGCGGCCUGCUGCUCGCAGCAGUCUGGAGAGAGGCUUGCCAGGGAGGUGGCCUGCUGCACGCAGCAGUCUGGAGAGAGGCUUGCCGGGGAGGCGGCAUGCUGCACGCAGCAGUCUGGAGAGAGGCUUGCUGGGGAGGCGGCCUGCUGCACGCAGCAGUCUGGAGAGAGGCUUGCCGGGGAGGCGGCCUGCUGCACGCAGCAGUCUGGAGAGAGGCUUGCCGGGGAGGCGGCCUGCUGCACGCAGCAGUCUGGAGAGAGGCUUGCUGGGGAGGCGGCCUGCUGCACGCAGCAGUCUGGAGAGAGGCUUGCCGGGGAGGCGGCCUGCUGCACGCAGCAGUCUGGAGAGAGGCUUGCCGGGGAGGCGGCCUGCUGCACGCAGCAGUCUGGAGAGAGGCUUGCUGGGGAGGCGGCCUGCUGCACGCAGCAGUCUGGAGAGAGGCUUGCCGGGGAGGCGGCCUGCUGCACGCAGCAGUCUGGAGAGAGGCUUGCUGGGGAGGCGGCCUGCUGCACGCAGCAGUCUGGAGAGAGGCUUGCCGGGGAGGCGGCCUGCUGCACGCAGCAGUCUGGAGAGAGGCUUGCCAGGGAGGCGGCCUGCUGCACGCAGCAGUCUGGAGAGAGGCUUGCCGGGGAGGCGGCCUGCUGCACGCAGCAGUCUGGAGAGAGGCUUGCCGGGGAGGCGGCCUGCUGCACGCAGCAGUCUGGAGAGAGGCUUGCCGGGGAGGCGGCCUGCUGCUCGCAGCAGUGGCGCUGUGUGCGGCGCAGAGGACGGCGCAGCGCUCGCGCCCGGGCCGUGUCUCUAAGUGCCUCUCGAGGGCAGAGUAACACAGGUCCAGCCUCUGAGGUAACUGUCGAAGAAAUCUGCCAGCAACAGCAGCGGCUCGCCUGA